AUGCUUUUCAAGGUUUCACUCGGCCUUGCCGUUCUCCUUGUCGUUCCUCUCGCAACGGCUUUCUCUGGCAACUUCGAGGUGACUAAUAUCGUUGUGUCAAGCCCGUCGCAGGCGAAUCCCAAUUCGACCGAAGGGUCCUUCGUUGAAUUCGAGUUCUCCGACCAGGAUACCCCAGAGGCUGGCUCAACCCACUGUUGUAUCGAAUGGGCAGCUGGAACGCAACCUUCAACAACCUACAGCAAUACUUGCCACAACUCCACAUUCAAUGCCCAGAUCAAGUUGUGGGAAGGUGUUGACAAUGUGACCCUCCAGCUCAGUCACAGAUACAUCGACAACAGCGUCGGCAAAUACCCCUACAACAUCCUGACCAAGUUCUCAAACUUCUUCCUUAGCUACCCGUCGAUCCAGCGAUACAAUUGCGAUACAUCAAAAGCCGAAUGCGAGAGCUCUGGUGUGCUUAUCGCUAUCGUGAGCUCCGCGGUGGCUUAA
Messenger RNA from Exophiala spinifera, 489 nucleotides. RefSeq lists its product as uncharacterized. The coding region runs from base 1 to 489 and encodes 162 amino acids. The record is from RefSeq and is a predicted model, not a curated record. The transcript has 3 exons. Lineage: Eukaryota; Fungi; Ascomycota; Eurotiomycetes; Chaetothyriales; Herpotrichiellaceae.